Messenger RNA from Geosmithia morbida, 861 nucleotides. Its product is annotated as Glycosyl hydrolases family 16. Gene Ontology annotation, molecular function: hydrolase activity, hydrolyzing O-glycosyl compounds. Gene Ontology annotation, biological process: carbohydrate metabolic process. Bases 1 to 861 code for a protein of 286 amino acids. Lineage: Eukaryota; Fungi; Ascomycota; Sordariomycetes; Hypocreales; Bionectriaceae. The transcript is spliced from 2 exons. The record is from RefSeq and is a predicted model, not a curated record.
AUGCUUUCCCGCAACGCACUCCUGUUUCUCUCCUACCUCUCCGGGACCGUUCUGGCCUGGGAGGCACCCGCAUACGGUGGCUUGACACGGGUGUGGGAGUCCAACUUUGCAGGAGCCGCCGGAGCCGCACCCAGCAGCGGGAACUGGAACAUCAUCGAGGGAGACCUCGGCGUGAACAGCGAGCUCCAGAUAUAUACCUCGUCUUCGAAGAACGUCCAGUGCAGCGGUGGUGACACGCUCCAGCUCGUCCCGUGGAGGGACUCCUCGGCAGUCAAGGGGUGGACCUCCGGUCGGAUCGAAAGCAAGUACGUCUUUACGCCUCAGUCCGGGAAGCUCACGCGGGCUGAGGCGGCGAUACGAUUUGGCACAAACGCCGUCGGAAACAAGCAGGGCAUCUGGCCCGCCUUCUGGAUGCUCGGCAACUCCCUCCGCAACGGGGGCACAUGGCCUUCCUGCGGAGAGCUCGACAUCAUGGAGACCAUCAACGGACAGCUGACCGGGUACGGAACUGCCCACUGCGACAUCUCUGUUGGAGGCGUCUGUAAUGAGGGCACCGGGAUUGGCGGCAGCAUCACCAUCCCCGACCAGGGAUGGCAUACCUGGAGGAUCGACUUCGACCGCACAAAGAGCACCUGGCAGCAGGAGACUAUCACGUGGUACAUGGACGGCCAACAGUUCCACCAGAUCUCGGGCUCCGGCCUCAACAACCAGGGCGUGUGGAACACCUUGUGCCAUAGCCCCAUGUACUUUCUUCUCAAUGUCGCCGUCGGCGGCACUUGGCCUGGCUAUCCCAAUGAUAGCACGCUCGAUGGGUACGGCAGCAUGAUGGAAGUGGGCUAUGUUGCUCAAUACUCCAGCUAG